AUCAAAUGACUGUUUGAUGGCCAGUAUUUUAACAUUUAAAUAUAGAAUAUAUUAUUUUUAAAGUGAUUAUAAAUAGUUUCUGUAAAGAGGCCAGUAUCUUUUUUUUUUAAUUUAGUAAAAAGUUUGAAUGUCACGUUAUGUAGUUAUGCUUUCACCAUGGAUUUGGCUGUAUCAUUAUUAUCUCACAACGAGGAGUGAGGGGAAGAUCGGGAAAAAGGCGCUUCAUGGUUUACAUGGAUGAGAGAGAGGGCGCGGGGCGUCGCGGAGGCGUCGUGCUGCCCUCUACGAUGGAGGCAUGUGGACCACCGAUACAGCUGGAACCAGUUGACCUGAGCCUCAAGCGGCGCCCACCGACACCAAGACGACGGCCCAGACCUGCUGGUGGCGUUAAUGCUACUUCAUCGAAAAUAACCAGAAACGACGAACCCACAGAAUUGAUUUUUGACUCCAGUCAUCAAUUGCCGAAAAUCAAAAUAGGCCCAGAUCUCAGAAGCGCAAGAAGGCCUAAACACCACGUUAACAAACUCAAACCAACGAACCCGCAUACGGAAACCCACCUCCCAAUCCAUGACCUCACGAAGCCAUACCUCCCCAUCAUCCCAUUCAUACCCCCUCACAAACCAACCGAUGCUCAAAUCAAGAGCUUUCUCCUCAACACUGCCCUUCAAAAUGCCCUAACAGACUCCUUGAACCAACUCCAGACUCCUAAACUUGAUUUCAAGAAGGAUGAAGAAUUUGGCAGUGCUGAUGAUGGACAGAAUCGAAGGAGACUGCAUAAGUGUGACGUGGCUGGGUGCCAUAAGGUUUACACGAAGAGUUCACAUUUAAAGGCGCAUAAGAGGACUCACACUGGUGAAAAACCCUACUCUUGCGGCUGGGCGGGCUGCGAGUGGCGUUUCGCGAGAUCUGACGAGCUGACCCGACAUACUAGGAAACACACUGGUCAUAGACCCUUUACCUGCCCUCUAUGCCGACGUUCCUUUGCCAGGUCCGACCAUCUUGGUCUACACAUGAGGAGGCACUGACUCCAUUCUAUGUUCAAGAUCAUGAAACUUGCACAAAAUCUGAUCUUCAUUUACGACUCUCGCACUAAAAGAAUUUAAAAUUGUGGGGUUUCAGAAACAUUCAAGUCACAUGCACUAGACACAAGACACACAAAAUCGGUUCAACUCCCGGUGUAUGAAGUUUGUACUUUUCAUGUCACAUGCACUAAGACACACAAAAUCGGAUUUACUCCAAUUUUGUAUUUGUGGGGGGAAGGUGGUUAAAACAUUCAAGUCACAGGCACAGAGAGACCCAGACUAAGGACAAGCAUUCGUGGAUCAUACUAAAAUUAGUUUAAAACUGUGAUUGGUGAUCUGCCUUAAACCAAGUUUAGAAUAUUGUUAAAAAGUUUUCAAUACAAUUAUUAAAACGCAUUCGACUAGGAAUCUUUAAGUGAGUACUUUUCCAAGUGACAUCCAAUCUUUAGAACUAACAUUUGUAAUGAAAAAAUGAACCGGUUUUAUUUUUUAAGUGGGUAUUUGACUAAAUAAAUAUAAUAAGUCUGUCAGGUGGAUUUCCAAAAAAAUAUCAGAUAGUUAUUUUUUCACUUCCGCGUGAACAAAAAAUUAAGAUGAUACAGAAAGUUAAAAUCUUGUGUGACGUCACUUAUCAGUACACUUUUUACCGACGAAUGACGUCAUUAGUCCCUCUUGUAGACGUUUCAUUUUUUAUGCGUUUUAUACUAUACACCGUGAUUUUUAGUCGUCUUACAAAAGCA
Molecule: messenger RNA, 1762 nt
Organism: Trichoplusia ni (cabbage looper)
Lineage: Eukaryota; Metazoa; Arthropoda; Insecta; Lepidoptera; Noctuidae
Product: Krueppel-like factor 8
Exons: 8
Coding region: 225-1025 (266 amino acids)
Biological process (GO): regulation of transcription by RNA polymerase II
Molecular function (GO): DNA-binding transcription factor activity, RNA polymerase II-specific; RNA polymerase II cis-regulatory region sequence-specific DNA binding
Source: RefSeq, a predicted model, not a curated record